This is a messenger RNA of Brugia malayi, 357 nucleotides long. RefSeq lists its product as uncharacterized. The coding region runs from base 1 to 357 and encodes 118 amino acids. The transcript has 3 exons. Lineage: Eukaryota; Metazoa; Nematoda; Chromadorea; Rhabditida; Onchocercidae. The record is from RefSeq and is a predicted model, not a curated record.
AUGCAGUACGCUUCUCCCAUCUAUCUUAAAAGAUCACCGUAUUAUCUUUAUCGACCGUAUCAGCUUGAAAUUCAACGAACAACAAUUCCUAACAAUUCAGCAGUGCUUCAUCGUACACCAAAUCUUGAUAUCUUAUCAGAAAUUAAUCGACGAUCUAGACGACUCGAACGUAUUGUUUCUUAUCAAAAAAUUUUAACAGUUACUCAGAUAUGCGAAAUGUUUCAACCAAUACUUUUUGCUACUAUUGCAUUUAUAACAUUUUACAGCGUUUUGCGACCAACAAAAAGUAUCACACAAAUCGCUAUCGCAUCACUUGUCGCAACAUUAAAACCAUUAUUCAAUGAAAUGCUCGUUUAA